AUGUCUAUAUUUUUCUCGUUACCAACCUGUCACAGCAAUCCACUCUUUAAGACCUUCCUUCCUUCAAGAACACUACGCCAAGCCCAAGAGGGCUUGGAUCUUGUUGUUCAACGUUUGACAAAGGAUGUAUAUGGAAAUGAACCACAGUCAGAGUUGGAGAAGGCAUCUCAAUCAAAUGUAGCAGAGUUGAAGCCUCAACGAGAAGAUGUGUACAUUACAGAUGAAGCCGAGCAUAGUGAUGUUGAAGGUAUAGUGGAUGAGGAUGUGAAUGAUUUUAAAGAAUCGAAUGACCAUCAUUCUAAGGAUUCAAAUGAAGCACAAACACCGUAUAUUGCAAACCGGAGGAAGAAUCUCUGGUCCGACCUCUUCCAUCUCCAACGCAGUUUUCUCCUUUUCUCUUCUAUGUUCUUCAUUCUUCUCCUCUCUUCAACCACAGUAAUGGCUAUUCAGAGGAAUCCAAAGUACAAUAAAUACAAACCCAGAUCCCCAUUUCUCAUACUAAUCAUCUCUAUUGCUUCCAUUUUGUUUCUCUACCUUCUCUCCACUUCAAUUUUUAUUGCUGGGUUCUCCUUCCCUUCUGUAGGAGCCCUAGUGAAGGUCGUGAAGAGUAGGUAUCAUAGACAUCAUGCAUUGGAGAAGUACUUGUACUGGGGUGACAGAAUCGAUUGCCCUGGCAAACAUUGUGAUUCUUGCGAGGGUCUGGGUCAUCAAGAAUCUAGCUUGCGUUGCGCUCUUGAAGAAGCCAUGUUCCUUAAUAGAACUUUUGUUAUGCCUUUGAGGAUGAGCAUUAAUGCAAUACACAAUAAGAAGGGGAUCCUCCAUCAGUUCAGUAAUGCAAGUUCAGAGGAAAGAUGGGCGGGGAGCUCUUGCACUAUGGAUUCAUUAUAUGGUUACUUCUGCCUGGCUUGGGGUUUCUCGUUUCAGAGUUUUUAUUUGAUCUGUUUUCAGCCCAAAAACUUUGAUAUCUACUAUUCCUCCGGUUUGCUGCAACAGGUGAAGUGA
Messenger RNA from Telopea speciosissima, 1002 nucleotides. RefSeq lists its product as uncharacterized. Gene Ontology annotation, cellular component: Golgi apparatus. Bases 1 to 1002 code for a protein of 333 amino acids. The transcript has 4 exons. The record is from RefSeq and is a predicted model, not a curated record. Lineage: Eukaryota; Viridiplantae; Streptophyta; Magnoliopsida; Proteales; Proteaceae.